GCUGGAUCCACGCACUCCGUUCCGGAGCUUUCAUUUCAGUAAUGGGUCACUUGACACUGCGAUCUGGUGACUAUUUACCAUCGCAGGAGCCGCAGUUUGAGCCGCGUUGGGUUUAGCUCGGGAUCAGGUUACGGGAGAGACACAGAGACAGAGGCAGGGCCCUGAGAACUGGCGAAACCUUCAUGGAGAUUGAAGCGACUCUCUGUGAGACUUCUGACUGCUCCCGAAGCGACCAAGCGCACCAAUUACUGCCUCAGGCUUUGAAUGGAGCUCCUGUCGUAAUAUAAAGAAAAUCUGCCAAUUUGUGCACAAAUAAGAUCCUACAAAGCAACGUGUUCUUCACCUGGGACCAGAUAUGGAAUAAACAGAACUCACUGCAGAAGGAAAAUUCUGAUCCUGUGACGGCUGGAAACACCCAGAGCAGUAAAUGCCAGGCGAGGCCUACUGUGUGAGGCUGAGGUUGACAUGUCUCGAGUUUCCUCCUCAUCCACAGCGAAGCGAAUUGGGAACUAUACUGGCAGCACCCUCUCCAGCUCUCACUAUGGCACCAUGUACCACAGCUACACUCCCAGCCUGGGCACCAGUUACACAGACAAGGACAAGCUUUAUAAACCAGGCUACACCAACUGUAUCACCCAUGCCAGUUCUGGCCGAGCAGCGAGCAAGUGUAUGGUGGAUGCUGACCGUGGCCGGCAGAUCCCACACGCUGACAUACUGAACAGGCGCAGCGAGAGUUUGAAUCGUGUUCCCCUGAAAGCCUUCCCUAGCGGACUGAGUGGCGGAUACUGUGGUAACUAUGGUUACAGCACGGUGAGCAGCCCAAUGGGCUACCCUCCCCCUGGGCUGUCUCUAACCCGCAGGAAAUCCAUCAGCCAGACUGACCUAAACCGAGACCUGCUGAGCCUCCACAUGGCAGACACGUACCAGUUAAACUCCACAAAAAGCCCAACCCUCGCUCGACGCCACAUGGAUUCCCAGGCCGGGAGCUACAGAGCCUGCAGCCGGAGUGACAGCACUGAUGCUCACUUCAGUAAGGGCUCUGGAGCUUACAGCUUACCACGGAGCAUGACACAGGAAACCAUUACAGCUUCAUUUAAAAGUACUGAUCGCUUCAGCCCAUCGUGGGAGAGGAGUGCAAGUAGCGGAAACUGUGCUUCACCUGUACGAGACAGAACGAAUUCUAAAACCAGCCAGGGCCUUGUGGGGCUUCGAAAUCUGGGCAACACAUGUUUCAUGAACUCCAUCCUGCAGUGUUUGAGCAACACCCGGGAGCUGAGAGAUUAUUGUAUUCAGAACACCUACCGGCGAGAUCUGAACAACAGGAACCGCACCAACACUGCACUAAUGGAGGAAUUUGCAAAACUUCUCCAGGCCAUGUGGACAUCCUCCAGCAAUGACCCCAUCAGUCCCUCAGAGUUCAAAACACAAAUUCAAAAAUAUGCUCCACGAUUUGUUGGAUACAACCAACAGGAUGCCCAGGAGUUUUUGCGUUUUUUGCUGGAUGGGCUUCAUAAUGAAGUGAACAGAGUGUCAGUGCGUUCCAAGGCUAUGGUGGAGGACUUAGACCACCUUCCGGAUGAUGAGAAGGGGAGAAGAAUGUGGAAGAAAUACCUGGAGAGAGAGGACAGUCGGAUUGUAGAUCAUUUUGUGGGCCAGUUGAAAAGCUCCCUGACCUGCAGUGAAUGUGGCUACUGUUCCACAGUGUUUGACCCUUUCUGGGACUUGUCACUGCCCAUCUCAAAGAAAGGUUAUGGUGAAGUUUCGCUAAUGGAUUGUAUAAGACUCUUCACGAAAGAGGAUGUUCUGGAUGGAGAUGAAAAGCCAACCUGCUACAGAUGUAAAACACGAAGAAAAUGUACCAAGAAAUUCACAAUCCAGAAAUUCCCAAAGAUCCUUGUGCUUCAUUUGAAGCGAUUCUCUGAAGCUCGGAUCCGCACCAGUAAACUCACUACUUUUGUAAAUUUUCCUCUAAAGGACCUUGACCUUCAAGAGUUCUCAUCGGAAGGCUCUGCCCAUGCAGUUUACAAUCUGUAUGCUGUGUCCAAUCACUCGGGUACCACCAUGGGUGGACAUUACACUGCAUACUGCAAGAGCCCACAAUCUGCUGAGUGGUACAACUGUAAUGACUCUAGAGUAACUCCAAUGUCAUCAAACCAGAUACGGACAAGUGACGCCUAUGUACUAUUUUACGAACUCUCCUGUCCUUCCUCUCGGAUAUAAGUCUUCAGACAUGAGAACAGGGGAAAGACAAAGCAGCUUAAACUGUCUCAGCAAAGCCAACAUUUUAAAGUGUUCAUCACGUAUGUCCUUAUGGUGCAACACCAGAUCCUUGACUAGCAGUUCAACCAACCAAUGUCCAGAACAACUGACUGCACCAGGACCAAGAGGGGGAGAAGGAGGGAGGGACAACACAAAGGGCUCUCUUUCAGAAAUUCAGGGGUCACUAGCCCUGAAGUCAUUGACAGUUAUUUUCCGAAGUACACACCAGCAUCUGAUGCAGGGUGAACCUGGGUCAGAUCCAACACCUUGCUGAUGAAAUUCUGCCUGCGGCAGUGAGCAGUUGGACCUGCAGGUUCUGCAUCAGCAUCUCUCCUCAACGCUGUCUUGGAGCAUGUUUAUUUUCGAUUGCAGAAUUUUUCUUGCAAGUUUUUUUGAAACAUUAAAACAACAGAUUUGUUACAUAGAGGGAUAGAGAUGAUCUGUUGCUGUUUCAGAUCCUCAGUUACAAAGGAAUCUGGUUCAGGCUGUUUUUAUUUAAAUGUUUAUAUAACUUUUUGGGAUAGUGGCAGUAGCCUAAAUUCCUGCCACACGUCUGGUUAGAACCAUGAGUCUAAAGGGCAAUGUUUCUGAUUUUCCUAAUUGUUCUCUUCAAUGAGGAAUUACCCCAUUUCACUAUCUCCAUGGUGCCUGCAAUAUUAAAUACUACUUUAAAAAUUCAUAUUUUGGUAAAUUUGAAAUAUAAUUUUGAAACUAACCAUUAGCUCUUAAUUAACAUUGAUUUCCUGAAUUGGUACUGUUCAUAAGGACUGACAAGUAACAUUUUACUUGCCUGAAAUAAUCAGCUUUAUCUGAGUUAGAGAUUUGUCUGUGAUUCCUAUUUGUUAAACUAUUAAAUGGGGCUAAAGAUUUGUGCAGCUAACAAAAAGCUAGCAUCUUACUGGCACAGAAUUCUUUUAUAACACUACCGGAGAAGGUCUGCAUUUUCAGAUUCUAAGUGAUAAUGACCUCAUUGUGUUCACAGCUUAGUUUUGUUUUGAAAGUCUCCUGAGAGAAUCUCUCAGAUUCUAUGGAUAUUGUGAAAACCAUGGAGUUGGUCAGUAGAGUUCCGGGAAUUUGUUUUCUUUGUCUAUCUUUAGACCUACAGCUGGUCCUCUAGGAAGUGAUCAAUUGGUGCUGUCUUCCAUCGUGUUGUCUAAGUUCACUCAAACGUUUCCCUUUCUCUUUUGUUUGUUUGCCUUGUGCCUUUCCUGCUGCCUCCUUCCCUUACCUCCUCUACCAUCAUUUCCUCCAGGACACUGCAUCCUCUACAGGUCAUUUCUCACUUUGCUUCCUCACUUUACACGUACCUUUUGUUUCCAAAAUGAUAUUCGGGGAAAGGAAUUAACCUUAAAGGCAUAGUGUUAAUUGUAAUCUUUUCAAUGAUUUGGAGUUUUCAACUUCACAACUGAAAUAGGUAGAUUGUUUGACCAUGAAGUGAACCCUUUUGCCUUUGUUGAUAUCCCAACCCCCAAUUUUUCCCCAUUACACAGCUCCUCUGCUGUACUCAGUGCAGAGCCAAGCUCUGGAGAAAGGGAUAUAGAGUCAGAAGUUCAACAAUCAGGCAUUAUUAGCACAGCGAUUGUCUACUUAAAUUUUAAAAAGCCCUGCAGGGAUUUUUAUUGUGACAGAGCUGCAUGAGAUGAGCAGAAUAUGCAUCUAACAAACCUGUAUUUUCUGCAAUAACAAAAUGGUUUCCAGGGGAAAUCGUAGAACAUAGAACAUUACAGUGCAGCACAGGCCCUUCGGCCCUCAAUGUUGUGCCGACCUGGGAAACCAAUCUGAAGCCCAUCAGUAAGGUCAUAUUUUAUAGGUUCAAAUAAUAGGAUUCUCACAUUUGUCUGUUGUUAAUUUUGCCUCCAGAUCCUCUCUGCUUUGACAGUAAAAGGAUAACUUUCCAUCUGAGAUACAAAAUCAUAUGGAAUGGAAGAGAUUAGCUUUAGCUUUAAAGGAUUGUAGAGCAUGUGACCCUGGAGCAUUUUCAAACACUGUUUGUUUUGUAGUUCUCUUUCUGCCCAAGAUGUAACUGGGUAACUUCUGAAAAGCACACACUGUCCAUUGUUCUUGUUGGCAUCACUGUCUGAGCCAGUCACUCAGUUAAUAUCAUUAUUUCACUAAGGAUGGGGUUUGGAAGAAAAAUACAAACCAGUGGAGGAGUCCGUAUCUUCUGUUAAUAACAUUGUACCUCUUUCAUCUCACUCACAGCCUUUACUCCACAUCCUUUAAUUGCCCUGCCUUUUAAAUAGCUGUGUAAAGAUGAUCGAUGCUCACACAGUGACCAUCUCAGGCAGUGCCCUGUCUUCUCUGACCAGCUGUAUGAAAACAUUUUCUGGAUGUUCUUUUAACUGGCCUGUUCCAGCCCAUUCCACUCCCUUUGUAUUCCCCUCCAACACUUCAAACCAGUAAUGCUGCUACCUCCGGUGCAGUAUAAUUGCUCUGUUCAGAUACUCCCUAGCUAACCGUCUGAAGAUCUUGGUGGGAAGGGGCUUGGCACAUGUUUCAUAAAUGCACAGUCCAUCUUUUAUCACCUAUACUCCCAUCCGCACUCCCAAAACCCAUUGUUCUUUAGGGCUUUUAAAUUUUGUUUUAUUUAAAAGAAACUCUUGUUUUAACAUGUUAAUUUUAAAUUCUAAACUAAUGCAUGGAGACGUGAUGACUGUUCUAUUUUGAUAUGUAGUGAGUUUAUGGAUGUAUCUUGUUUACUGUGUAAACAAGCAAUGGAUAUAUUUUAUAUUAUGUACUGAGGCAUUGUACAUAAGAAAUUUUAACUAAAUAGAUAUCUAUAGUAUAUAUAGAAUAACAUCUGUGUGUAUGCACGCACAGUAUAAAUAUAUAUAAACCUAUGCCUUGAAAUGACAGCCUGGUGAGCAAGUACAAAGCAACAGUCUUUGAUCUUUUUGUACAGCCUGAAAUCCUGUUUUGGAGUAUUGUCUAAUUUAUAUAAGGAAUGUUCUGUUCUCUCUGGUUGUAGAACUGACCAUAUUCAUAACUGUAAGUGUGAAGAUCCCGGGGAAUAGUCUGGUUGGUUUGAUUUUUCUGUACAGUGUGUUUUUAUUUUUUAAUCUUCCUUUACUCUGAUCUAUUUGUUCCCCCUAAGAUCACCCCAGUUUGGAGAACAUGCCCAUUUUGUUUUCGACUAAAUAUAUCCAGUUUUGUUCUUGUGACCAGUUCCCAACUUGUCGUUGUGUCACAUACCCUGGGCUUUUUUAAUUGUGCAAUGAUCGUUUAGAGAAGUGGAAAGUCUGGGUUCCUCUCAGGUGCAGGCUUGUUAAUCAUGCAGAGGAAUUCUGACCCUUCUGCAAUAACACACAUGACAAUAUCCAAUAAGCUAACCAUUGUGAGAAGGAUGUUAAAAAUUCUUACAUGGAAUAUGAGUGCUGCUGGUAAAGCCAGUUUUGUUUUACCCCUUUCUCAACACUUGGGGAUGGGAUGAGUCACUUGUUGAGUUAUCACAACACGUCUGGUGUAGUGACACUCAAAGUUCUCUUAGGACAGAAUCCCAAGGAAUGUCCGUGUUUAAACAAAGUGAAUUUGAUUUGUCUAUAUUCAAUUAAAUGCUUUCACCAGCUCAAAAUUUCCUCUCAGUCUGCGAUAGGGUUUACCCUAUCACAGUCUGGAGAAUUUCACAGCCUCCAUCCUCCUGCCUCCCUCCUCCUAGUGAAGAGUGAUGCUAACUCUGUCCUGAUAGAUUAUAAAGUUACAAGCUCUUUAGCCUGUGGCAGAGUGGGUUUGGGGGCACAGGGGGUGCAUGGUGGUGGGGGACGAGGAGAAGAGAGAGAGAAAGGAUAGGAAGAACCUGAGGGUACAAUGUGGAGCUUGCAAUGAUGCUAAGGAGCUGUGGGUACACGAGUGACUCAAUGUUGCAAAACUGAUGCAAGUUCUCUGGAGUAGGAGGUUCCUUGCACUCUGCCCAAACUCCUCCUUCACUGUUGAUAUUAAUUUCUUGUAUUGUUUUAUUUUAACUGGAAUGUUCUGGAAAAAAAAAACAAAAUUGAAAACUGACUCUGCACUUUGUUAUUGCUGCGGGACCAGCGCUUUCUGCAGGGCUGCUCAGUGGGUAUAAUGCAUCUCCGUGGUUCACUGAAGGGUGUACGCAUGCACCUUUUUUUUAAAAAAAUCUACUUUUGAAAGAAUAAAAACACUGUGAAUAUUAAAAUAACAUUGCCUGCCAUUCCCUUGGUUUGGAUGUGAUUGCCAAGUCUCCUGGGAGGUACUGCUGGAGUCUUGUAUCCCAUUAUAUAAUCAUCAUGUGAUAAAUGCAAAUGUGACAUGGCUAGUUGUUAGAAUUAUCGUCUACUCCUGAUGAAAGAAUCUGGUUGGAACUGCAUUCCCUGUGAAAGUUACAACUCUGUUUUACAACCCUUCAGUCAUGAUGUUCAGUACUAAAUAUCAAUAAAACACCCCAGUCAGUAGAAACUGAAAUGAACCAACCAGAGAUUGGACAGAGGGCAGUGAGCCAGUGAUUAAGGUACUUCAUAUGUAGAAUUCCAUGGGCAUUGUGGGCUCUGAUUCUGUCUGACAGACCAUUCUCUUUUUCUGAGCUGUUCUAGGGCAAAUCCAAUUGGGUUUCAU
Messenger RNA from Stegostoma tigrinum, 6828 nucleotides. Its product is annotated as ubiquitin carboxyl-terminal hydrolase 2-like. The transcript has 15 exons. Gene Ontology annotation, cellular component: cytoplasm. Gene Ontology annotation, molecular function: cysteine-type deubiquitinase activity. NCBI's taxonomy places the organism in Eukaryota, Metazoa, Chordata, Chondrichthyes, Orectolobiformes, Stegostomatidae. The coding region runs from base 466 to 2220 and encodes 584 amino acids. The record is from RefSeq and is a predicted model, not a curated record. Gene Ontology annotation, biological process: protein deubiquitination.